GGAAGAAGACCGCAUUUGCCAUCAUUUCCCGGGGAAGCAGUUCACCAUGUAUGAAUUUGCUUUCCGUGAGGCGGGGAUUAGACUGCCCUUCAACUCCUUCCAGAUGUCGGUCUUCAAGUGGCUCCGGCUGGCGCCGUCCCAACUACAUCCUAAUGCUCUCGCAUUUAUGCGGGCAUUCGAGUUAGUUUGCCAGUUCCUCGGCAUUGGUUGCACCCGGGCUCUCUUCUUCCACGUUUUCCAUCUCCAGAGGUCCGGUUCCCGUGGUCGCCACAGUUGGGUUUCUUUCAAGCAGCCCGUGCGUCUGUUCAAGACGUACGAGGAUUCUGUUCGCCAUUUCAAAAACCGGUGGUACGUGGUGAUGCCGAUUACCCGGGCUGCCCUUCACUCUCUAUACUACUAUCAGCGGAAACCCAAUGGGGAGGAGACGCUGAUGUCGAAGAUACCGCUGAGGUGGCAGCGUGAUCAUUUCGAUCUCUCCACGGCGCAUUACCGAGUCAAGUAUGCGAUGCUCGGCGAGGAGGAUAGGCUCGCGUACAAGAAGCUGGUCGAUUACGUGCAGAGCUUCAGCUUGGGGUUCUGGGCGAAUCGACAGGGCGUGCCCUACCUGGAUGAGGCCGGGGAACUAAUCACCGAGGCGCGUUAUAUCAAUACGAAGGCUCUGCUCGAGUGUGAUACCGAGGAGGAAGCUCUGGCGUUAUUGAGUGCCAUGCCCAAUGCUCGUGAUCGGGUGCUGAAGCUAGCGAAUCAGGUCGGCGCUCCUGACCGGGUGCCCAAGAAGAAGAAGAAAACUGUGGCCCGUCCCUUGGAGACUGCUGGCGAUGCCGGGGCUAGUCCCUCGCAGGCGGCGAGCGUGAUUCCUUCCUCUCCUCCUCGAUCUAACCCGAUCAACAUUCCUGAUAGCAGUCCGUCGCCAGCGGCUUCUCCCCUCCAUAAACGGAAGCGUCCGGCUGGGGCCCUACCAGGUCGUCUCCAGGAAGCCGAGGAGUCGAUUGCUGUGCCUGCGCCUGAGGCCAAGGCUAUUCUGGACCAGGAUGUUGCUGCCCGGAGGAAAGAUCUGGCCAGGGAUAUUGCUGCUGUCAUCCGGGUGAUGGAGACGGCCAUGGUUUUGACCGACACUUCGGUCUCCACCGCCUCGCUGGAGGAUGCCCUUUUGCAGGUUCGGACGGAGAAGGAAAGACUAUCUAAAGAUCUGUCGGACUACAAAGAAGAGCAUCAGCUGCAGGAAGGGCUGAGCCAGAAGCUGGAGGAGGUGGAAAAGGAGAGGGACCAGUUGAAGGCUGCUAAGGCGAGCUUGGAAGAGCAGGUGGUCGACCAUCAGAAGCUGACCGAGGACAACGCUGGCCUACGGGCUCAGGUUGAGUCUCUCGAGGGAAAGGUCCGUCCUCUGGCAGAUGAGACCGAGGAGGAACGCGCCCUUGGUUCGCGCGGUGAGCUGCUAGGGCAUAUUCGGACUCUCAACCAAGAUCUCGUGGCCUGCUUCAAAGAGGGUUUCGACAAUGCUGUCGAGCAGCUCGGGCUUCUGAACCCUGAGUUGGUGACAGUAGGGUCGGCCUAUAACUGCUGCGUCCGGGAUGUUAUCAUGGCCUGCGUGCCUUAUGUAUUUGGCCUUCGGGCGUUGUAA
Messenger RNA from Lathyrus oleraceus (garden pea), 1621 nucleotides. RefSeq lists its product as uncharacterized. The record is from RefSeq and is a predicted model, not a curated record. The transcript has 4 exons. The coding region runs from base 47 to 1621 and encodes 524 amino acids. Lineage: Eukaryota; Viridiplantae; Streptophyta; Magnoliopsida; Fabales; Fabaceae.